Dioscorea cayenensis subsp. rotundata (Guinea yam) is the source of this 991-nucleotide messenger RNA. Its product is annotated as syntaxin-132-like. Lineage: Eukaryota; Viridiplantae; Streptophyta; Magnoliopsida; Dioscoreales; Dioscoreaceae. Gene Ontology annotation, molecular function: SNARE binding; SNAP receptor activity. Gene Ontology annotation, biological process: vesicle fusion; intracellular protein transport; exocytosis. The record is from RefSeq and is a predicted model, not a curated record. The transcript has 13 exons. Gene Ontology annotation, cellular component: SNARE complex; endomembrane system; plasma membrane. Bases 80 to 991 code for a protein of 303 amino acids.
AUCCCAAAAGGGAGCCCAUUUUUCACCUCCUUAAUCUCAUAACUCUUCCCUUGAACUGGGUGCUCAAUCCUCAUUCACAAUGAACAAUCUCAUGACGGAGUCAUUUGAAAGGAUCAGAGGUCGGUAUCCUGGAGAGAAUCAUGUUGAAACAGCAAAUUUAAAUGAUUCUAAUGAUAGGGGGAUGAAGGGAUUCUUUGAAAAGGUAGGGAAGAUAGAGAAACAAAUGGAGAACAUCACAGUCCUUUUCAAUAAACUCCAGGCUACAAAUGAGGAAGCUCAAAGUGCAACAAAGGCAUCAACCAUGAAAGCAUUCAAGGAACAGAUGGAGAAAGAUAUUGAAGCAGUUAAACAGAUAGCAUUGAAAAUUAAGACAAGUCUUGAAGAACUUGACAGAGAUAAUGUAGCUAACAGACAGAAGCAAGGAUGUGAGAAAGGUACAGGCGUCGAUCGGUCUAGAACAGCAAUGACUGUAUCUCUGAAGAAGAAAUUGAAAGAGCGAAUGACACAGUUCCAGGUUCUGAGGCAAGAAAUUCAGGAUGAAUACCGUGAGGUAGUUGAACGGAGAAUUUUCACAGUGACAGGAACUCGGCCAGAUGAAGAGACUAUAGAUCACUUGAUACAAACCGGAAACAGUGAGCAGAUCUUUGUGGCAGCGAUAGAAGGCCAUGGUCGCGUUCAGAUAAUGGAUACAUUGGCCGAGAUUCAAGAGAGACGUGAUGCCUUCCUUGAACUAGAGAAAAGGCUUCUUGAUUUACAGCAGAUGUUCCUAGAUAUGACAAUAAUGGUUGAUGCACAGGGGGACAUGUUGAAUGACAUUGAAACUCAGGUGACCAAUGCAGCUGAACAUGUUCAGAGAGGAAAUGUGAAUCUCAAGCAGGUUAAGAAAUUACAGAGAAAUUCUCGAAAAUGGAUGUGCUUCUCUAUACUGAUUUUGCUUGUGAUCAUCAUCAUCGUGGUUGCUUCGGUUCUUAAGGACUUCAAAAAGAGUUGA